UUAGGGCUGUGCCUGCUGGGUUGUUGGGGCUGUGAAUGUGUACACAGGGCCCCUGUGCUUGCUGGGUUGCUGGGUUGUUAGGGCUGUGAGUGUGUACAUUGCUGACUGUCUGUCGCCCCCUGCUGUCUCCUCCAGGCCACUGCACCCGUGAGCAUCCCCUCUUCCACCUCCACCUCCAGCAGCUUCAGCUUCACCCCGACAACCAACUCCAGCAUCAGCAUCUCAUGGCAGUCCCCACCUGUCACUUUUACUGGCAGAUCAGCCUCCCCCACACACACUCGCUCACAGGGAUUUGGAGAACAACAGCAGCGCUCACACACCAUCACUGCCCUGUCCUCACCACCCAGAGCCACCAGCUCACUCAGACUGCCAUCAGAGACCUUCAUCUGAGACACAUCCUCCUACAGACUGCCAUCAGAGACCUUCAUCUGAGACACAUCCUCCUACAGACAACAAGACAGUCCACAUCGUCUUCAGUGAUGGCGUCUGCUGGCCUGCUGCUCCUGCUGCUGAUGUCAUCCUCCCUCCUGGUUUCCAUGGUGAACGCCUCUCCACCUGCCAAACGCAACCUGCCGGCGGAAUCCUCUCAGCUUACCAAACGCGCCCGACCAGGGGAAGUCACUUCGGACGAUUUAAACAACGGCAAACUAGCGCUUCAAGUGGCUAAAGAAGGGGGUUUCGUUGCUCUUAACGUCCUUGAGAAGCUGUUGAUCGCUGCCAUCAGUGUUUCAGCAUUUAUUUCACCAGCUAUGCCAGCUGGCAUACUGGCAACUGGUCUUCUGAGUGCAGCACUGGCUGGAGUGUCGCUGACAAAGGAUUAUGUUGGUGAUGAAGCAAAAUUAGAUGUUGCUACUUUAAAAAAUGAAUUUAGAAAUCUACAUUCUAAAAUGGACGGCCAUUUUAAAGAUCUGAAAUGGGAUGUCUGGGCUGCUUCAGUUUACCACCAGCAAGAGCAGAAAAUCAAUGUACAAUGGGAUUUGUUCUUAAUAAUGAAUGAUGCUGUUUUGAAGGCAACAGAUGACAAAGCAAAGAUGAAACAUAUAAAUGAGUUUGUGGACAAAUACGAUCCUAAGUAUGUAAUUGCAUUGUAUAAUGUGCUGAAGGAUGAAGAGGCAGUGUUCAAGAAUAAGUUUAAAGUAAUGCUUCGUGAACAUGUUAACUGUCAUGAAAAGGCGCUUGCCAUAAUCACUGACCGUAUUAGUCUGCUGAUAUACAAGGGCAACACAAUGAGUCAGUUAUACUACGCUGCCAAGGGCUUACUGUGUGAGGCCAGAGAGGAAUCGCAAAUUGCAAUUGCAUAUGAUGUAUUAUUGCUUUUGUCCGAAGUCCAUAAGGACAGCGUUUCUCACAGCAUGGAAUGUGUUCAAAAUGAUGUAAAAGGAGUCAUUGACAAACACACUGCCAAUGACCGUCAAAAGCUAGCCGAUGAUGUCUGGAAGUAUUUGAAUGAGAAUUAUGACCAGUACGACUGGAUGGUGGUGGCAUUUAUAUCCAAACACUCCUCUAGUGUCUUUCCAACCCUGAGGAGCCACAUCUUGACAUAUUUUACUAGUGUGUCAAAUGAUAAGGUCACUGUGAGUGUAGCCAGACAGGUGAAAGGCUCUCAGACAUCACAGAUAAAAGACAUUACAGACGCCAUUACCAGCUGCGUUGGGACAAACACUCUGUGCUAUAAGGUGGCAGAGACACUCCGUUUAUGUGACAGAAAGGUGGGACCAUGGGGCGCAGGAGUCCUGGUGACCGAGACAUAUACGGCUGUACACGCCUUCACGAGGAAAGCUCAUGACAGCCACAAUUGUAAGGAGAUGGAGGAGGAGGUCAGUGCCUUUCCAGAAGUACACUCGGUUAAGACUCCUUAUAUCUACUCUGGGGCCUGUAAAGAGUCCACGGGCGUGAAGGGUGGCAAGUUUGUUGUUAUGAUUAAAAGUGAGGAAGAAAUUAUUGGUAAAAAAAAUCCCUGCGAAAGGAUGAAUUGUGGUGGGGGUCAGUGUGUUUCUAUGAUGUCCCAUGGCAUCUUUCGGGCCCUGUGCGAGUGUAAAUAUCCAUACUAUGGCGAGCAAUGUGAAAAGACCAUAGAGAAUUACAAGAAAGAGUUGAAGAAACAGGGCCAGGAUAAUAUAGCCACACGAAAUAUAUAGGUCCGUAAUAUAUAGGUCCGUAAGCCCCGAUUUCCACCAGAUCCAUCUACGUUUCAUUCCGUCUGCAUUCUCGACUCUGUUGCCACGCCAAUGCAGCUUGUAGUCGCCACUAGACUCGCUGCUUGUCAUUCCACCCGCUGCACCACGACACGUUUCAGAGGUGUUUCAGCACAUCGACGCUCUGCUUUGCUUUAAAUCACAUGACAAUAUGCAUUUGUAACACCUAGACCACGAUGACAAAUAAAAUAAAUGAAACCUUUGCACCAUACAUACUGUAGAAACAUACACAAAUAAUGAAGAGUCUUCAACACAACAUGAUAUGCUGCUUCUGAAGCACACUUGAAGAUCGGCAGAGGACGAAAUAAGAACAUGAUGCAGACGGAACGUUACUGAGACCGAUUCAGUGGAAAUAAUUAACUUAAGAGUCGCAAUGCGCUUCGCUAAUAGUGUGGUCUGGUGUCAAAAAAUCUCAUGAAAUGCUGUCAGCUUAUCCUGGAUGACAUAUUUUGAUAAAUUGUAAAUGUAUGUAUACUCUUUUGAUCCUGUGAGGGGAAAUUUGGUCUCUG
This is a messenger RNA of Alosa sapidissima (American shad), 2704 nucleotides long. RefSeq names its product zinc finger protein 704 (gene znf704). NCBI's taxonomy places the organism in Eukaryota, Metazoa, Chordata, Actinopteri, Clupeiformes, Clupeidae. The record is from RefSeq and is a predicted model, not a curated record. The coding region runs from base 225 to 2138 and encodes 637 amino acids. Gene Ontology annotation, cellular component: nucleus. Gene Ontology annotation, biological process: regulation of transcription by RNA polymerase II. The transcript is spliced from 5 exons. Gene Ontology annotation, molecular function: DNA-binding transcription factor activity; RNA polymerase II cis-regulatory region sequence-specific DNA binding.